CGGCUUAUAUAAUAGCUAUUGACCAAUUCAAAAUCCGAGGGAUUCAAUGUAUUUGAUUGAUCAACAUUUUGGGCAAGAAAAAAGGACCAACUCAUCUUUUUGACAAAUUCAUGUCAUCUCUUAUGUGGCAAAUGAAUAACUGAUAAGUAACAUCGUCCAUGUGUCGACUUUUAUCUUCAGGAUCUAUAAGGAGAACUUCGAUUCAAUUCCUUUUUCUUCUCGUAACGGUUGCAAUCUCCAGUAUUGCCAUUUACCAUGGUGUUUCAGCAAUGAUUUUUUUUGUGUCCGAACAUGUCUCGACGCUUUGAAAUCCAGCCAUGUGAUUCAUCGAAGAGAAAUAAUGUCGUCAAAACAAGUGAACAAUAUGAUAUUCGAGCGGGCACCAACCUUCAUCUCAAAGGCUUUAUCAUCGGAGAGGUCACCACCGUCAGUAUUUGUGUCAACCAUGGAGAGAUCAGUGCUCACCCCCUCCUAGCCUGCUCUAACCCUGAUCAAUCUCAUGCAACUUUUCCUGUUAGCAAUGAUCAAAUGAAGCAACACGUUUUUAGAGCCUUCAUGAAUGAUCCUGAUGACGGAAAAUAUUAUUUAGAUAACUUGGGACACCCAAGGGUCGACCUGAGUAUCGCCCAAAGUUCGGUAGAGAACGGACUUACCACGUUCAAAUGUCGACUUUGCUUUCUUUGUCUCUCAACAGAAACCAAAAGUCCCAUUUGUCUUUUAGGCUAUGGAAGGCAAGAGAACUUGAAAAAAUGGAGCCUCCAAAUUACAGCCAAACGGGAUGAUAUAACCGUCCUCAUCGAAUCCAUUCCCAUUCAAGUUCUGCGCUAUCCACGGGCCAAUCGACGAAGCAUUCGUCGGAAACGAUCUCCUUGUUCCUUGAGCGACUCCCAAAGCUCUGGAUCUCCUCCUUCAAGGCACUCCAUUGACACUCCCCCUCCCUUAGAAGUAAACUUUGCUUCGAUUGUACAACAGCCUUUUUCAAAAGUGAUAGAGAUGAGGUCACCUGUCGAUUGGACUCCAUUUGCAGAUGCCUUUGCCAGUCAAAGUUUCAACCUGGAUAUUCCUCAAAUAGAAGCUAUUGGAGCGCCAGAUCGUCAAGCUUUAAUCCAAAGUCUCGUUGAGAGGAAGCGAGAAGUUCAAAAAGAAGAGCUGAAAAAAUACGCGGACAUGCUACAACACUGCCCUUUGGAUUUGCUUAAAAGACAUCAUCCUUAAAGUUGUUCAACUUUGGCCGUGGAGAGGAACAUGUCUUGUGCCAUUGAAAGAUUGAACUGACAAACGAAUGUCUUACCAAAUAAUAUUUCAGAUAAACAUUAAUUCACUUUUGGAUUACAUUGUGGGUGUUUCUUUUA
Messenger RNA from Tigriopus californicus, 1352 nucleotides. RefSeq lists its product as uncharacterized. Lineage: Eukaryota; Metazoa; Arthropoda; Copepoda; Harpacticoida; Harpacticidae. The record is from RefSeq and is a predicted model, not a curated record. The transcript has 7 exons. The coding region runs from base 292 to 1215 and encodes 307 amino acids.